Messenger RNA from Saccostrea echinata, 594 nucleotides. RefSeq names its product multiple epidermal growth factor-like domains protein 10. NCBI's taxonomy places the organism in Eukaryota, Metazoa, Mollusca, Bivalvia, Ostreida, Ostreidae. The coding region runs from base 72 to 581 and encodes 169 amino acids. Gene Ontology annotation, molecular function: scavenger receptor activity. The record is from RefSeq and is a predicted model, not a curated record. The transcript has 5 exons.
AAUGAAUGCGUAAAAAAAUUUAAUCUGUAAUUCUUAACAGCAACUACACCAUUUGCAGUCGGUGGAAUCAAAUGAGCAAAUGUGAAGAAUGUGAAUGUAAGCCAGGUUAUACGGGUUCAAACUGUGAAAAAACUUGUCCAUACGCAGGCUAUGGAGAAUAUUGUCAGGAGACAUGUAACUGUAAAAAGCAAUAUUGCAAUCAUAUAACGGGAUGCAGUGAUGGGUCUCCAACAAUUUCACCACCAAGUACAACCUUGCAACAUACUUUGCCAACAGUGGAGAUAUAUAAUAACGCAUGUCUUCCUGGCUACCUAGGACAUAACUGUGAACUUCAAUGUCGCUAUCCUAGUUUUGGAGUGAAUUGUCAAGAACACUGUGACUGCAAAGAGGAAUCCUGUAAUACCAUCACUGGUUGUGGAGAACCUGAUCGUGGAUGUAGUCUCAAUGAAAAUAAGAAGCGUAGAGAAUAUCUGCUGUACGGUAGUGUUAUUCUUGGAGCGGUAGCAGUUUUACAGUUUUCCGUCUAUUUUUAUUUAUCAUUCUUCUACAAACCUGUCGUGUUUAUCAUCAACCACUUAUGAAAACCAUUUUUAA